CUGGAGACUGAUCACCUACUUGCCUAUUGGAUUUAAAAAUGAUCAUGAAACAGAUUCAGAAAUCUGAGGCCUCAUUCUACGCUCUUUAAAGUACAGGCAGAACAUGUAAAAGCGAGUCUGAUAUAUUUGGUGGAGAUACGCGAAUCAUAGGUGGACAAAAUUCACCAGAUAAAUUCUCUAUGUACCAAGUCUCCAUACGUGAGCACCAAAAUGAUACUGAAAGACACAUGUGUGGUGGUUCUAUUAUACACGAAGAAUGGGUUUUAACAGCUAGUCACUGUACAUAUGGUAUUGAUGCGAAAGCACUUUCCAUAGUGGUUAGAUCAUACACACCGCGAUCAGGUGGCGAUCGUUACACAAUAAAGAAAAUUAUCAAUCACGAGAAAUUCAUGAGGAAAUAUUUGAAAAAUGACAUAGCUCUGAUAAAAAUCGAUGGUAAAAUCAAAAUGAAAUGGGACCUUAGAGCAAUCAAACUUAGAAAAACGCCUGUGGCACCUGGAACAGUUUGUCUUUUGACGGGAUGGGGUGAAACUGAUAAUCAUGGAACUGUGCCGGACUAUCUUCAAGCUCUUCUCCUAGAGAGUAUUAGCAAUAAGGACUGCAAGAAGGAGUUCAAACGUUCAUACUUCCUUCCUAUUGAUGACAAACAGCUCUGCCUGAGAGCUCCAAGUAUGGAGGGUGCUUGUAAUGGUGAUGCGGGAGGUCCCCUGGUCGCUUUUGAUGGAAAGAAAAGCUAUGUACAAGUUGGAGUCUUGUCCUGGGAACCGUUUCCAUGUGCUAAUAACUACCCACAUGUUUUUGCGUCGGUUUCCAGUUAUUACGACUGGAUUAUGAAACAUAUGAAGGAUUAAAUUAUGUGUUUCGAAUCAUUGAUUGCUUGCCUACAUAUUAAAGUCUGAAAUAAUAAUA
This is a messenger RNA of Pieris rapae (cabbage white), 909 nucleotides long. RefSeq names its product chymotrypsin-2. Gene Ontology annotation, molecular function: serine-type endopeptidase activity. The transcript has 5 exons. Gene Ontology annotation, biological process: proteolysis. The record is from RefSeq and is a predicted model, not a curated record. The coding region runs from base 180 to 851 and encodes 223 amino acids. Lineage: Eukaryota; Metazoa; Arthropoda; Insecta; Lepidoptera; Pieridae.